Molecule: messenger RNA, 2469 nt
Organism: Mesocricetus auratus (golden hamster)
Lineage: Eukaryota; Metazoa; Chordata; Mammalia; Rodentia; Cricetidae
Gene: Rab7b
Product: RAB7B, member RAS oncogene family
Exons: 7
Coding region: 244-843 (199 amino acids)
Biological process (GO): endosome to lysosome transport; phagosome-lysosome fusion
Cellular component (GO): late endosome; lysosome; phagocytic vesicle
Molecular function (GO): GTPase activity; GTP binding
Source: RefSeq, a predicted model, not a curated record
AGUCUGUGCAGAGAAAGGAGGAAAACUCAGAGGGAAGUGGCCUCUUACCAAACCCUUUUACGUUCUCAGUACUGGCCAGCGUGAAACUGCCACUCCGGGGAAGAGGCGCCCAGGCCCAGAACUCCCUCCUGUGUGAGGCUGUGCUGUGUGCGAGGUCUCUGUGCAGAUCCGUCUUGCUGUUUGGCACUCCGGGCUACCUCUCAGAGCCCGACUCUGAAGAGCUGAAGGACUCUGAAGCCACUCAUGAAUCCCCGGAAGAAAGUGGACUUGAAACUUAUCAUCGUUGGCGCACUCGGUGUGGGGAAGACCUCUCUCCUUCAUCAAUAUGUACACAAAACAUUUUUUGAAGAAUACCAGACCACACUGGGGGCCAGCAUCCUCUCCAAAAUUAUCAUCCUGGACGACACCACUUUGAAGCUCCAGAUCUGGGACACAGGCGGCCAAGAGCGGUUCCGCUCCAUGGUGUCAACAUUCUACAAAGGUUCUGAUGGCUGUAUCCUGGCAUUCGAUGUCACGGAUCCAGAGUCCUUUGAAGCCCUGGGUAUCUGGAGGGAUGACGUCCUGGCAAAGAUCAUCCCCAUGGAGCAGUCGUAUCCCAUGGUGGUGCUUGGGAACAAAAUCGAUCUGGAAGACAGGAAGGUCCCCCAGGAGGUGGUCCGUGGAUGGUGUAAAGAGAAGGACAUGCCUUACUUUGAAGUUAGUGCCAAGAAUGACAUCAAUGUGGUACAGGCCUUUGAGGUUCUGGCCAGCCGGGCUCUGUUGAGGUACCAAGGCACCGUGGAGAAUCACCUUGUGGAAUCCAUCAAGCUCUCACCUGGACAGCCAAAGAGCAGAUGCUGCUGACUCCUGGACUCUGACCCUCGCCGGCAGCUGUGCAGGCCGCUCAUUCCAAACUCAACCCCACCAGACCCCUGCAUGCCCCUGCCGAGCUAGGAGGCUGCAGCAGGAGAGCAUGCCAGAGGCAAAUCCUGGCCCGAGAGAAAGCACGGGGGUCUCCACGGCUCCAGCUCUUCUGCCUCCUCUCCCCUGACACAGUCCUGCUCACCUCUGCAGACAGGCUGCUCCUGUGAGCCCUGUGGGCCUAUAGCUUUGGAGGCGGUGCAGCUCUGCCUCCCUCAGUGGCCAGGCUGAGGAGCCAGGACGUGAACUACUCCUGACAGGCAGAAGCCAACGGGCCUGAGAUUUCCCUCGGCUUCUUCCAGGAAGAACUGAGGACACAAGACAAAAGUUGUUGCUCCUGCCUCCUGGGUUCUCGAACAGCUCCCAUAACUGACCAGGCUCAGUGUGCCCGCCUGGCAGAUGAGCAGUCCCACUGAGGUCUGAGGACCAGAAGAUCCGUUUAAGUCACACUUGCUACUGCUGUGGGCACACACGUUUACGCCUUCAGCGAGUAUUUUUGAUGCCUUCUACGUACAUUGCACUGAGGACUGGUAACACACCAACAGACAGGAGUCCUGAUCUCCCAAUGGCACAUCUGGAGAAAGAGACAGACACAGCAAUGAGGUGCUGUUUUAGACAAAGGGUCCCUGAGGGCUUUCCUGUGGAGGUGACAAUUCGACUGACAGCUACAUUAUGAGCUACAGAAGAUCGUGUCAGGAGAGGGGGCAGCGAGGCCAGGCCUGAGGCGAUGGACAGCAUGCUAUGUCCCACAUGAAAGCUCUUUACCUGAGGCCUCAAAGCUGCUGUCCUAUGGGAAAGGCCUGGGAAAUCCGGUCCCGGGAGGGCACCGUGAUUGUUUAGUGACUGGCCACCAGGGGGCAGAAGUGUCCUCUGCCUCCAGGCUGCUGCGUUUGCUCUGAGGUCACUUGUAAAGAUGGUUGUUUCUGUCAAGUGGACUGUUGAUGCUCACUCCCAGGUUCUGGGAGAGUCAAACCUGGGUUUGUUGGGUAAGACUUCAAAUUUCCUGGGUAAAAACUUCAGGAUCCUUGAUUUAGGCAACAAAUCAAAAUCAGAGACAAACCCCAGACUGAGGUACCUGAAGAACACAUGGAUUCUGUGUCCCGUACUUUUCAAGGCUAUGACCUGCCUUUUCUUCUGAUGUCACACAGCACAGAUAGGGUGGCCCAGUCUGAAGGAGGUGGACAGGAUGAGCUUUCAGGGUCUUCCAUGGUCAGUUCAUGACUUAUGCCUACCACAGACAUUUCCUGUCUCCUGAGUCCUAGGCAGGUCUGAGGUGUCAGUCUGAAACUGUAGGAAGAACUGCUUGACUCCAAAGACUCACUGAGAGGCAGGUGACACUAACCAGGGGACUCAAGGGCCCAGUCUGCGCCUGCCUAGCUCUGGAGUAGAAAGCAGACCACCAUGGGCAGCAGUCACAGGAGCAGAGUGCACCCCAAGCACACCACCAUGUGUAUCCUCCAGAGAUGAACGUUAUCCCCCAUCUCUCCCUCACACACACACCACACACACAGACACACCACACACACCACACACACACAGACACACAGACACACACCACACACACACACA